AUGUAUCGUCUAGUGUUUACCAUCCUAGUUUUAAGUGCAGCCUGUUACUGUAACGAUUUAAAUGACACUAAAGGAAGUGCCCGCGAAGAAAAGUUCCGCAGCGCUUUAAUCGACGCUUUUCAGAACAUCAAAAAAUCUUCAGCUAAAGGUGGUAUCGAAGAUUCCGAUUUGAUCGGUUCGAUUUCAAAUUCGAGAAAUGCGAAAGUCAAUGAUGAUUCGUUCGAUUUAUUUGCGGAUGAAGAUGGUCUAACGUUCAACGAAGGUGCGACUACCGAUAAGCCUAUUUCGACAACGCAGAAGUCGCACAAUGUCCAGCAUAUUAAAACGAUUAAGAUAGAGAAAUCGACGAUUGUGCCGAAAGAUGUAGUGGAAGUGCCGACAAGUAACGAGAGGAGCAUACCAAUGAGGCUAGAACAAAAUGAAACACAUCUUCUUGGAUUAGAGAGUAUGCUGAGAGUGAUUGAUGCUCCAAUUUUGGUUGCACAGUGGAACAGAUUGCGAGAAAACGUGACGGGGCAGUGCAGAGAGGACAUGCAGGAGUACAUCGAAGGACUUAAGGAUAGGCUGCUAUGGGCUUUAAAGAGUGAGUUUGUUUAUAAGCUUUUAGUUAGUUUAAUAGAUCACCUUUUAUUCGAUUGA
Molecule: messenger RNA, 639 nt
Organism: Pieris macdunnoughi
Lineage: Eukaryota; Metazoa; Arthropoda; Insecta; Lepidoptera; Pieridae
Source: the annotation of a GenBank genome assembly